CAUUGUGAACGCGCGAUUUUCAAUGAAAGAAAUGUUCGUCUGCUCGGAAUCUGGCAAGUUUUCAUACAAAUAUUCACAUUGUGUGUACAAAUUACUAAAUAGUGGUUUCUUGGCAUUUCAGUCUAAUAAGUACCAGUUCAAAUACUGAUUAAUGAUUGCUUCAUUUGUUGAAUCAUUUUCUUGGACUUUACACAAACAUGAAUUCAGCAUCUGCAGUCACCAGUGUAAUAAUCUUCUCCAAUGAUGCAACAGAGUUGUCAUUCUCAGAUGGCUCAAAGUUACAACUCUCUCCGUGUGGUGCGAGUUUUGUUUGUGAGAGGGCUCCCUCUAGAGGUCAUCAUCCUCUCAUUGAGGGUACGCGAAUACAACAGAGAACCAAUUUUUGUACCAGUGAGUUCAAGGACAGAGUCCACCAGGCAUUAGAAUGCAGGAAUCGCUUUGCAGAACAACCUUUUCUAUGUCAGCAGUUUUUACAAGCCGACUCUUUAUUGCAUCUUUGUGCAGAUAUAAAAGAAGUCGAGUGGCCAGUGUCUCCAAGGAAUGUUUGCAAGACUUCAGCAAACGGAGUUCAAGUGAGGUCUAUCGAUGAGUGUGCAUCCCUAACGCUAUCGUCAAAUAAACAGGAGUUCACUGUGGAAUUCCUGUGUAGGUUAAGUCAGAAAGGGUAUUCCCAAAGGCACUUAGAAAAGCAUCAGACAGUUUCUAAGAAUCAUGCUGAAGACAAUUCAGAUGCUGUUGGAAGGCAAUCAACUGGCUUUCGAAGUAACCAAGAUACAAGACACAAUAAUAACAAGUUCAAUUUACCCGUUCAAUUUGACAUGAUGCAAGACAGUCCAUACUUGCAGACACUAAAUACAGGUAAAGCAUGUAGGAGAAGUUCUCCAGAGGACAUUUUGUGCAGUCAAGGCUCGGUGAAUGAACGCCAACAUUUUGCUGAAAACUGUUCAGGAAAAAGCGACGACACACACCCUCUACAAGAUCCAUUGAAAGACGAGGUCAUCAAGAACGUGUACACUUGGGUUUUGCAGCACCACUCACUCGAUCAAUUCCCUGAAUGUUGGAAACAUCCCUUGUAUCUUGCUUGGAGUUUCAAUCUGGAAGAUGAUUUGAAAACCCCCAAACCAGAUAAGAAAUUUGAGAACCCAAGCAAGUAUAAAAGUUUUAAAGAAAGGGAGCCUUCAGAUAAAGAAAGGAAAAGUUUGAAAAACAACAGUUGCCAGAAGUCUCAAUUCGAUAUGUCAGAUAAAAACUUACAAGGUCCUGAAGAGAAACACAGUUGCCCCUUGCCUCGGGCAUUGCCACUGGCAUGCCCAGCUAGCCAUCUUCAUAACUGGAGGAAAGAUCCAGGAAGUCGAGUGGACAUUGUUGAAGAUGACAUCCCAGUAGGAGAAAGAAUCAAAGUCUGGUUUUCAAAUGGUAUUGUAUACAGAUUGUCAAGCACUCCACAAGCUGGUGUUCACAUCUACCCUGGGGACGGCACCCUCAUCAAAUCAACAGGAACACCAGACUAUUUCACUCAUAUAAUUCCACAUGGUAGUGAUGGUCUGGAUGAAAGAAUGUUAAGUUUGAGGAGUCCACCCCCUGAUCACCCUGGAGCUGCAUACUCUAUUGCUGGAGUUAUGAGAAAGGCUUCCAGGCUUUUGCAGAACGUUAUGCAGGCAGAUUUUGGUUUAAUUCCUUUCAAAACAAAGUGCUGUUGGAAGAACAAGGAACAAAUGCCAUUUGGUUCUGUGAUACACCCCAGUCCAGCAACUAUUCUAGAAGAGAGUACAAUAAAAGAACUUGGUAGUUUUGUUGCUUACUCAAAUGGCAGAGUUAGAGUAGUGUUCAGUGACAGGACUAUUCUGGAUAUGAUACAUGACUUCAGUCUUCGGAUCUCGGGGAAUGUUAGUGACGUUGAGGAUAAUUCGGAUCUACCUGACACCUCAAAUAAGAUCGCAAGAAUCAGGAAGUCUAUUUUCUCUUCGGAUCUUCAAAGAGGUGUAUGUCAACUCCUCCUGCCAAAUGGAGAGAUGAAGCAGGUUCAUCUCGCUGACCCCCAAAAAUAUAUCAGGUACGUUGAGGUAGCAAUGGAGUGGGCUGCUUGGGUCGCUAGCUCCCCCGAGCAAAGACUCAAUUUCUACGGCAGGCAACAUUCCCAGAUGACGUUACAAGACGAUUGUGACGUCAUCAAAGAGCUUCAGAAAAUCAAAUGCUUCCAAUAUAUCCUUGAGACAACACUCCCACUCCAAGCUAAAGAUUCUAACACCAAGGAUACCACGAGGGCUAAUCUUGAAGAUGUAUCAAGCGCCAAGACAGUAUCAGAGCGUGGAGGCGAGCUGUCAAAGGAAGCUAUUGGUCAAGGAGACAGCGAGGGUGGAAUUCUUGCCUCGUCAAAGCCGGACGUGAUGAUGCCUGACUAUAUUAGAGAGGCGUUGCGAAAGACUAGCUGUGCCAUUCGGAACAUUGACUCGGAAUUAGCAAGUUCAUGAGGGAUUGGGUUUCUCUUUCAAGGUUGAAUACACAAAUAACGAAACAAGUGGAAAUAAGGCUUGAAUCAAAGACUAGUUUGUACCAUUCGAAACAUCGACUCUGAAUGGGCGAAGUGAUCAGUUGUUUCUCCUUUCAGAUUGAAUACACAUAAAACGAAACAAGUGUAAAUAAGGCUUGAAUCAAAGACUAGUUUGCACCAUUCGAAACAUCGACUCUGAAUUGGCGAAGUGUUCAGUUGUUUCUCCUUUCAGAUUGAAUACACAGCUAGAUAACGAAACAAUUAAAAAGAAGGCUUGAAACAAAGACAAGUUUAACCCAUCUAUAAUGACUUGAAGCUUACAACAAUAACCCUUAAAUGCUUUGUUUUGGCUGUUUAGAUUCUUUGUUUUCUUUAUGCUUGACUUCUAUAUUAGUUUCCGUGUUGAUUGACUUGGCUGAGAAUUUCUUCGCUUUGAGGAAUUAUAAAUUAUAUUUGAAGUGAUUGUAUUUAAUGCAUAGGAUAGUUGUCGUAUUAUGAGGAGCUUUUGGGGGUGUUUUACACAUGGUGCACUACGAAUGCCUCGUUAUCUAUAGCGUUUAUUAUUAUCACCACAAGGUUUUUACUCGUUAGUAAUUCAGUUUUCCAGUCGUUCAAGGGAAGUGGACGUUUUGUCAUAAACAAUAAAAACUAACUUGGUUUUUGCCAACUAAGCUUGGAAAAAUAUAGGAGGUUAGCAAAGCAAAACAAAACACAGAUAGCCACAGUUUGUAACAAUACACAUAUUCAACAAAUAGUGUUAAAUUUGUUGGAAACAAAGCAACAAAUAUUAUAGCCACAGUUGUUUGGGUUUUUUUCAAGUUAGCAAACAUUUUGAAUUUGGUCAGAAUAUCUAUAAACACAAGUGAAUGUUUUGCUUUUGGCCGUUCAUGCCAACCAGCGCCGUUUGUUUACUAACAAAAAAGGUCUAUAUGUGCAAGCCUUAUGCAUUUCCGAACAGCGUUUUCGAACAUUGGGACCCGUUAAAGUGUGUGAGUUUGUUGCCUUCACGUGUUUACAGCAAUGAACGUGGUACGAAAGCAGAGGCUUGUGUUGAAAGAGUUGCUAUAACUUGGAUUAGAAGCAACGUCUCCGAAACACCCACAGUGAGUGCCGCCAGACUAGACUACGCAUUGGGUUGGGCUACAUUUGGACCCAAAAAGGUCUCAACCACCUACGUGACAGAGGACAACUGGUCCCUCGAUGUCGCAACUGUCUCAAUACACUGCAGCUCUGGACCAAAGUGGUCCCCACCAAAUGUUUGAAUAAGUUAUACUUGCGGUCUUUACACUUUGUCUUAUGACAGUUUGAGUGAACUGGUAAUGCAAGAGUUAUAAAGAGUUCUGUGUGUAAUUAAUGUGUUUUCUCAAGCGAUAAACAAGCGGGUUGGGUUAAAGACGUUAAGUGGCGUAAAAUGAUAAAUUAUUUAUAAUAAUGUAUUAAUAACGCCUUUCUGUUGUACCUCUGCCAUGCGGUCAAUAAAACUUGCUCAGGCUUAGGCAAGUCUUGGACCAAUUUGCACUUACUAUAAUUGAUCUAUAGGAAGAACAAGUGUAUGAGUUUGCUUGUAUGUAAAGUUUAGAUUCGGUGUCAAAGUGACGGAGUUACUAAUUGACUAAUUGAACCUUAAUGUACUAUAUAAGGUUUUUUUUAAUGAACAGUAAUAUUGUUGUCAAGACAAACAAUUUACACAACCGUCGGUUUUUUGUUUUACAAAGUAAGCAUUUUCGUUUGCUAAAACAUGUUAACGAGAACGUACUAUGUAUUAAUAAAAAACCGUUGAUUAUUUUGACAUUAGGUGGUUACAUGUUUGUUUCUUUUAUUUGAUCAUUUAUUACAACAAUAACUUUCACCGGUAAAUAGCUGUAAGAGGGACGCUAUGGUCGAAUUCAGUUUGGGGAUGCACUUGAUUUCAAAUUAAAAUGGCGGGAUGGAUACAAGUCUCUAACCUCACAUUAAAAUUGUAUAAAAUGCCAUAACAGUUUAGUUUUAAAUAUCAAAUAAACCACCGAAAAUUAUAUUGACAUUAAUAAUAUCGAAGUCUUAAAAAUCGCACGUAUAUCUACCAAACAAGGUACUCAAGGCGCUGAGUAUAUACA
Messenger RNA from Asterias rubens (European starfish), 4587 nucleotides. RefSeq lists its product as uncharacterized. The transcript is spliced from 10 exons. The record is from RefSeq and is a predicted model, not a curated record. Lineage: Eukaryota; Metazoa; Echinodermata; Asteroidea; Forcipulatida; Asteriidae. Bases 198 to 2471 code for a protein of 757 amino acids.